Molecule: messenger RNA, 3810 nt
Organism: Chelmon rostratus (copperband butterflyfish)
Lineage: Eukaryota; Metazoa; Chordata; Actinopteri; Chaetodontiformes; Chaetodontidae
Gene: ppm1da
Product: protein phosphatase, Mg2+/Mn2+ dependent, 1Da
Exons: 6
Coding region: 108-1784 (558 amino acids)
Biological process (GO): protein dephosphorylation
Cellular component (GO): nucleus; cytosol
Molecular function (GO): cation binding; mitogen-activated protein kinase binding; protein serine/threonine phosphatase activity
Source: RefSeq, a predicted model, not a curated record
UCGAACAUAAACAAAGGCAGGGCGCCGCGCUGCAUUUAACUGUACUCUUUUGUAAUUUUAUAUGUUAACAGUAUCGAAAUAUUGGAGAGCAGCUUAUUUCUGGAGCCAUGGAAAACGCAUUAUUGAUGCGAGUGAGUGUUUUUACCGACCAAGGAGGCAGGAAAUACAUGGAAGAUGUGACCGAGGUCAUAGUAGAACCCGAGCCGGGAGAAGAUGAGCCGACGCUGGGUGAGCCAGAAUAUGGCAGUGGGGGAGACUGUAUGGUCCGUUCGCUGGCUGGGGACAUGCAUCCAGACCAAACUGAAGAAACCGUCGAGUCCACGCAUCUUUUAGAUGUAUCAUGUGAACCUGUACGAACGGAAGACCAAAGUAUAUCUGUGGAAAUAUCUUUGAAGGGAGGUCAGAGCCCACCGCGAGCUCAGCCGAGCACCGCGAGUCGUUCCCGCCGUUCCGUAGCGUUUUUCGCUGUGUUUGAUGGACACGGGGGUCGCGAGGCUGCGCAGUUCGCACGAGACUAUUUGUGGGAGUUCAUGAAGAAGCAGCGGGGGUUCUGGUCAGACUGUGACCGGGACGUUUGCUCUGCUAUACGCAAAGGAUUUGUCGCCUGCCACCACGCUAUGUGGAAAAAGCUCCCUGAAUGGCCAAAGACACUUACAGGGCUUCCUAGCACAUCAGGCACCACAGCCAGCGUAGUGGUCAUCCGAGGAAACCGCAUGUAUGUGGCACAUGUUGGGGACUCGGCAGUGGUUCUAGGGGUCCAGGAUGACCCCUCAGUUCCAUUCAUCAGAGCUGUGGAAGUCACACAAGAUCACAAACCCGAACUACCCAGAGAGAGGGAGCGUAUUGAAGGUCUGGGGGGGAGUGUGAUCAAGAAAUCUGGAGUGAACCGGGUGGUCUGGAAGAGACCCAGGCUGAGUCACAAUGGCCCAGUCCGUCGAAGCACUGUCAUUGACCAGAUACCAUUCUUGGCGGUAGCCCGAGCUCUAGGUGAUCUGUGGAGCUAUGACUUCUAUAGUGGGGAGUUUGUGGUUUCUCCUGAGCCAGACACUAGUGUGGUGACCCUUGACCCCAGAAAACACCGCUACAUCAUCUUGGGCAGCGACGGUCUGUGGAACAUGGUGCCACCUCAAGAGGCUAUCUCCAUGUGUCAGAACAAUGACGAGACAAUGGCUUCAUGUGGGGUAUCAAGUGCCCGGCAGCUGGUCAGCCAUGCUCUGUUGCGGUGGCGCCAGCGCAUGUUGCGUGCUGACAACACCAGCGCCAUCGUAAUCGCCUUGCUGGAGCCUGGGACCUCCAAGGACACCCUGCACCAUGAGGAGGUGCUGCUCGACUUAGCCAAGGUGUCCCAGUGUCCUCCCACCUCCAUAUCCCGUGCUGAUACUCCUCUUCUUCAGCGCCCUCCAGAGGAAGACUCUCCCACUGCCAUGUGUGAGCUCCUCCCUGCCUUGGAGCGAAGGGAUGGACUAUCAGGAAGCAGCAGCCUAUACCACAUGGAUCUGUCUGACACAUUUACUCUGACUCCACUGUGUCCAUACAGUAGUGCUGAGCUUUCCAGUCAGUCCAGUCCCACUGACAGGACAGUUGGCAGCAGGGCACCCAACAACAAAAGAACUAUUAAUGGGUCAUCAUCACCAUCAUCAGGCCAGUCAGCUAAGAAAGCACGGCGCAGGACAGCCGACAGGCCGCCACUAGUCCAACACAAUUUAGAGAAGAAACAGAAGGAGUCCAAUAACGUCUCCCCCAUUCUCCAACAGAACAACAAGACCACAGUGUGUGUGUGCUGAAACAUGCACAGAUGCAUCAGCCUGCUGCCUCCCACUGUCAGUCUUGUCACUAGUGGCUCUUCUCCUGCACAGUCUCACAGUUCAAACCAACCUUGCACCAGGGGUUGUGGAAAGACCUGUCCUCUUGUUCAGCACAAGUACAGUACUUCUUUGAAAACUUAAGGGUUUUUGGAAGAGUGCUCAUUUUCCUGAGACGUCUAGUGUUUUUAAUUCAAAAUUCUUCCCUGAAAUGCUGAUUCCUGUCUUCUUCACAAACAGAUCUUUGAUUUGUAUCUUAUUUCAGCUCUUUUUGGUAACAGCUGUAAGAAAUAAGUAUAAGUAAUGAUGCUGGUGUAAAUAUUAUGCAUUUUCUAGAUGAGUAUUGAGUAAAAGUAAGUCAAACUGUUCAUUUAGAAUAAAUAUAUAUUUUUUAUACAUUCUUUUAUUGUACAAUGAAAAAAAAAAUUCCACCACAGUUGUCAUCUCCACCUCACUCUCAAUAUACCUUUGUGUGCACACCUUGUGUUUAAGCAUAUUUAUGUAUUUUAAUUCUUAUCAUUUUACUUUAUCACUGGAGAUUUGUCUUGAAAUAAACUGACGGUGCUGCUACAGUCACAAACCAUAAGCUACUACAUUGUGUAUAUUGAUAUAUUAAUAUAUGUACUAAGUGUCGGUAGCAUUUUUUUUCUUUGACAGUAUGUAUUUGCCAUAACACAUCUGCGCUGGUGAAGUUUCAAGUUAUGGAAGGUGUUUUAAAGUUUUAAUUGCACAAUGCAUCUUAAGGGAUGGAUCCACUCUUUCAAUCAUCGUACAUUGUUGUAAUUAGUAAUGAAGCAUUACAGUUGAGUUUUUUUGGUGUCUUGACUUCUGUGAGCAUGCUCCACCCAUUCAUAUAUUAGAUAACUUUCUGUGUUUCUGAGAAUUGCCUUUCAACAGCACUUGCAGAGGUUGUUGUGUCUGUCUUUACAAUGAGAUUUCUCCCUCUGUGUUUGCUGAAUGUGCAGGUGGCUCUAAAACAAAGACUUCCUUUGGUUCUGAGGGACCAACACAAAACCUGAUGUUUACAAACAACAGUAAUGAUCAUAUUGUGCUGCCAGACUUCUAUUGUGGUUACACCGGAGGUAUCAGUGAUGCCAUGUUGUCUAUGUUUGGCCAUGCAUCUGUAAAAUAAGAAAACACAAGCAUGCUGGUCCCGACAGACAGGGGACUGUCUUCAUCAUCAGUCCAUCCUGCAACCUUGUUUUAUCAUGUUUGCAACAAGACAAUAAUAACUGAGGCUGAUUUGGAGGUUUCUUUAACAUUCUCCUGAUGUAAGCCAUUGUCCCUCCAUGCAGCUGCAUUGUAUUUUUACUGAUGAAUGCACUCAUUUGUGAGUAAAUACACUCUGCAUGGACUUUGUAAGACAAUAUUUUGCACUGUUAUGGUGACGCUAAUUGUCUUUGAGAAGGGAGUUGUUUUUUUUUUUGUCCUGAAAUUGAAACAAUGUGGUUAGGAAUGGAUGACAUGAUUGAAGUCAAAAAUGUUUGAGGACAAAAAUGAUUUUAACUUAAACAGAAGGGAAUCCUCAUUAAUUUGAUUAGAGUUUGCAUACCAUGGCUGUACCCUCUUUUGCAGCUAGUGGUUUUGUUACAUGACAGUGUGUGAUUCAGAUGAGAUGUAUUCUGUGAGAGAAUAAUGACCAUUACACCGAUGAGAUAGACUUUAGUCUUUGUAAAACCUGUUACAUGAUGAUGUAUUUAUAUUGAGCUAAGUGCAAUUUCUGACAGGAAUUUGUAGCAUUAUGGAUUGGUUCAAAAAUAUUGUACAGUGUUGAUUGGCAGUGUUGGAAGAAUGAUGAUGUUAUUGUUUUACAAGUUAUCUCUGCAAAUACAGUCCAUUACCUGGCUUGGGAUCCCUGUAUGAUUUUUAAAAACUAUUUUGAGUAGUCGACUCAUUUACUCUGUUGAAUGACAUCCCUGAUUCAGAUUGCUGUGCCAACAGCACAAAAUGCAUGUGUACAGUGUAAAUGUGAAAAACACUUAUCUGGAAAUUAACCUAUUUAAAUAAA